GUGAACUGUUGCUCUUGGUGUUUUUUUUCGCUCAGCUUCUAGGUUCUUGUUUGAGUAUCGCCAUCAACAAUUGACUUACACGCACCUAUAUACAACGUCAACAACACCAAACCAUCACCACAACCGCAACAAUGAACUUCCAGCUCCUCUCCCUCCUCCUCCUCCCCUCCGCCCUCGCCCAAACAGCCCCAAACCCCAUCCUCACCGCCCUCGGCACAAUCACCAGCGACACCACCAGCCUCAACACCACCGUCGCAACUUUCAACGGCGACCCCCUCGCCCUCAUCAAAAUCACCGUCCAGUCGGCCCAGCUCCUCUCCGACAUCAACAAGGGCACCGACACCGCCAACAAGGCCGCCAACCUGACGCUCGACCAGACGCUCGCCAUCGCCACGGCCACGCUGGCCCUCGCCACGGACGUCAACCAGACCAUUACGACAAUCAUCAACACCAAGCCCAAGUUUGACAAGCUGCUGGUGGUGGACCCCGUGAUCCUGCUCAACCUCAAGCUGGAGCAGGACGCGACGCGCAAGUUUAGCGCGGCGGUGGUGGCCAAAGUGCCCGAGGCGCUGCAGUCGGUCGCGCAGGGCUUGACGCAGGGCAUUGACGAUAGCUUCUCGGAGGGGAUUGCGGUGUAUGAGCAGUUCUUGUAGGGCUGCUGGUCGGUUACUAAUGAUGACGAUGAUGUCUAUGAUGACGAUGCUGGAUAUGUUGGCAUGUCAGUACAUAUAUAUGAGU
Molecule: messenger RNA, 738 nt
Organism: Trichoderma atroviride IMI 206040
Lineage: Eukaryota; Fungi; Ascomycota; Sordariomycetes; Hypocreales; Hypocreaceae
Cellular component (GO): extracellular region
Source: RefSeq, a predicted model, not a curated record